This is a messenger RNA of Nymphaea colorata (pocket water lily), 894 nucleotides long. RefSeq names its product divinyl chlorophyllide a 8-vinyl-reductase, chloroplastic-like. NCBI's taxonomy places the organism in Eukaryota, Viridiplantae, Streptophyta, Magnoliopsida, Nymphaeales, Nymphaeaceae. Gene Ontology annotation, molecular function: oxidoreductase activity. The record is from RefSeq and is a predicted model, not a curated record. The annotation marks the transcript as partial. The transcript has a single exon.
UUCAAUGGUUCCUUGACUGCUUGCGGCUGCUGCUGCCAUCGCCACUCGCUGGCGUUGUCGCCACCACCGUCCCCCUUCACUGCUCAGCUGAGGGGAUCCAACGUUUGCUUUUCGGAUGUAACUGAAUUGAGUGCUCUUGAGAGAUCUCUGGAGGGCUUGGACACCAGAAUCGAUGUAGUCGUCUCGUGCCUUGCCAGUCGAUCUGGUGGUGUUAAGGACUCCUGGAAGAUCGACUAUGAAGCGACAAAAAAUAGUCUCGUUGCGGGUAAAAAAUUCGGGGCUGUUCAUUUUUUUCUGUUGCCUGCAAUAUGUGUUCAGAAGCCCCUCCUUGAAUUUCAAAGAGCGAAGCUGAAGUUUGAAGCAGAAUUGCAGAAGGAAGCAGAAAAUGGGGAUUUCACCUACAGCAUUGUGAGGCCGACGGCUUUCUUCAAGAGUUUAGGUGGGCAGGUUGAGUUGGUAAAGGAUGGGAAGCCAUAUGUAAUGUUCGGAGAUGGCAAACUAUGCGCCUGUAAACCCAUCAGCGAAGAGGAUUUGGCCUCUUUCAUUGCUGACUGCAUCUCUUGUGAAGAUAAAAUUAACAAGAUUCUCCCAAUUGGUGGACCAGGAAAGGCAUUAACACCACUUGAGCAGGGAGAAUUGUUGUUCAAACUUUUGGGCAAGGAACCCAAGUUUCUGAAAGUUCCAAUAGGAGUGAUGGACUUUGUAAUCGGCAUUCUUGAUUUUUUGGUUAAAUUCUUCCCUUCUCUGGAAGAUGCUGCAGAAUUUGGAAAAAUUGGAAGGUAUUAUGCUGCAGAAAGUAUGUUGCUGCUUAACCCAGAAGAUGAAUCAAUAAGCAGGAUGUUUGGGUUUCAAAUUUUUCCAUGAAAAAAUUUUCUUGUCUAUCAAACUAUGCAU